CUCUAUAAAUACCACACAGGUGUCUGCUCAUAGCACCCACCAUUUGGAGUAUCCUCUCAAGAUUGCUCGAUCCCCUCGUGUCCCCCCCCUCAUCUCUCCCCAUCGAUCGAUCCCAAGCAUCGGCACCACACACACAAAUCGCACUCAGAUACGAGCUAGAGAGUACACAGCGAGGGGGGCAGGCCGGCCGGCAUCACCAAUUAUAGCCAGCCCUGCUUAUCUCUCCCGAUCAAGUACUAUUGUGCAUCGAUCGAUCCAUGGCUUUCUUCGUCCUCGCUGCCGUCGUCCUCACGGCAGUGUGCAUCCUCGCCUCGCUGGCCGUGCUGCUGUUCGCCAAGAGGUGGGACGCUGCCGGCGAGAGCCGAGGGAAGAAGCUGCCGCUUCCCCCUGGCUCCAUGGGCCUGCCGUACUUGGGCGAAACCCUCCACCUCUACUCCCAGAACCCCAGCGCCUUCUUCGCCGCCAAGCAGACCAGGUAUGGAGAGAUCUUCAAGACGUACCUGCUGGGUUGCCCGUGCGUGAUGCUGGCGAGCGCGGAGGCGGCGCGGUUCGUGCUGGUGACGCAGGCGCGGCUGUUCAAGCCGACGUACCCGCCGAGCAAGGAGCGGAUGAUCGGGCCGUCGGCGCUCUUCUUCCACCAGGGCGAAUACCACCAGCGCCUGCGCCGGCUCGUGCAGGGCUCGCUCGGCCCGGACGCGCUCCGGGCGCUCGUGCCGGACGUCGAGGCCGCCGUCGCGUCCACGCUCGCCGCCUGGGACGGACACGUCUCCAGCACCUUCCACACCAUGAAGAGGUUGUCGUUCGAGGUCGGCAUCGUGACCAUCUUCGGCGGGCGGCUGGACGAGCGGCACAAGGAAGGGCUGAGGAAGAACUACGCCGUCGUGGAGAAGGGCUACAACUGCUUCCCCAACCGCAUCCCCGGGUCUCUCUACUACAGGGCGCUCCAGGCUAGGAAGCGGCUGCGCGCGAUCCUGGGCGAGAUCGUGGCGGACCGGCGCCGCGCACGGGGCGGCGCCGGCGCCGGAGAAGACGCCCCGAUAGGCGGCAGGGUGGACCUUCUGGGAGGCCUGAUGCAGCCGGCCAUGGCGCUCACGGACGACCAGAUCGCCGACAACGUCAUCGGCGUGCUGUUCGCGGCGCAGGACACCACGGCCAGCGCGCUCACCUGGAUCCUCAAGUACCUCCGCGACUGCCCCAAGCUUCUCCAAGCCGUCAAGGCGGAGCAAAUGGCGACGUACGAGGCGAACGAGGGCGGGAAGCGGCCGCUGACGUGGGCGCAGACCAGGAACAUGACACUAACGCAUGCGGUCAUAAUGGAGAGCUUGAGGAUGGCGAGCAUCAUCUCCUUCACCUUCAGAGAGGCCGUUGCCGACGUGGAGUACAAAGGUUUCCUGAUUCCCAAGGGCUGGAAGGUGAUGCCGCUCUUCAGGAACAUCCAUCACAGCCCGGAGUACUUCCAGGACCCACAGAAGUUCGACCCUUCUAGAUUCAAGGUGUCGCCGCGGCCAAACACGUUCCUGCCGUUCGGGAGCGGCGUGCACGCGUGCCCGGGCAACGAGCUCGCCAAGCUCGAGAUGCUCGUCCUCCUGCACCGCCUUGUCACCGCCUACAGGUGGGAGGUGGUCGGGUCGAGCGAGGCCGUGGAGUACAGCCCGUUCCCGGUGCCGCGGCGGGGUCUCCAGGCCAGGCUCUGGAAGCUCGACGAUGCCCACAACCGCGUCGCCCAGGCGGCCUCCAGCGCCUGAUCACAUCACAGACUUCGCUCGUUUUUUCUCGUUUUCUUCUAGUAGUAGGACAACGGUGGUCGGUGAUGGCGCUGCAUCCUGCUCAUAGUCAUGUGCUCUGGUGUGUUAGUUAACUGCUCUGUCAUCGGAGAUGUGUGACUGCUGGUACAACGGCAUGCAGUAAGCUCGAUCCAUCGAUCACUCGGAAUAAUAAUAGCAACCGUUCGGUUCUCUUAUAUAAUUUGCCUUUCUCGCA
Brachypodium distachyon (stiff brome) is the source of this 1980-nucleotide messenger RNA. RefSeq names its product abscisic acid 8'-hydroxylase 2. Lineage: Eukaryota; Viridiplantae; Streptophyta; Magnoliopsida; Poales; Poaceae. Gene Ontology annotation, biological process: sterol metabolic process. Gene Ontology annotation, molecular function: iron ion binding; heme binding; (+)-abscisic acid 8'-hydroxylase activity. The coding region runs from base 258 to 1745 and encodes 495 amino acids. The record is from RefSeq and is a predicted model, not a curated record. The transcript has 9 exons.